Molecule: messenger RNA, 1308 nt
Organism: Vicia faba (fava bean)
Lineage: Eukaryota; Viridiplantae; Streptophyta; Magnoliopsida; Fabales; Fabaceae
Source: the annotation of a GenBank genome assembly
AUGAAAGUUAUGAAACAUAUCAAUGGAGAAGCAUACAAGCACAUGAUGUCUACCCCUCCAAGGUUUUGGAGCAGAUCAUACUUCAAGACUCAUAACAAAUGUGAUGCAGUUCUCAAUAAUAUGUCAGAAUCCUUUAAUAGUGUUAUUUUGGAGUCAAGGGCCAAGCCAUUAAUAACCAUGGUGGAAGAAAUUAGGAUAUACAUAAUGGAGAGAUGGGCUACAAACAGGAUGAGGUUUCAGAAAUUGACAGAUGUAGAAGUGUUGCCAAACAUUAUGAAAAAGGUUGAGAAAACAAGUUCAUUCACAAACAUGUGGCUUCCCAGGAUGUCUGAUGAGCAUAUGUUUGAAGUGAGGGAUCUGGAAAAUUCUGCUGAAAAAUUCACUGUAAACUUGAAGGAAAAAAUCUGUUCAUGCAGAAGAUGGGAGCUAACAGGCCUACCAUGUGUUCAUUCACUUGCAGCAAUCAAGAAUAGGAACCAUAGGAUUGAUGAAUACAUUCCUGAUUAUUACAGGAAAUCUAGAUAUUUGCAAGUGUACAAACCUGUCAUAUUCCCUGUUAAUGGCUCAAACCUAUGGGUUACAACUGAGUACCCUGAUGUUAUGCCACCCAAAUUCAGGAAAAUGCCUGGAAGGCCAAAGAAAAGGAGGAAUUUAGAGCAAGGUGAGCUAGAUGGUACUGAUAAAAAGAUGAGAAGAACAAGAUUCAUUAUAAAGUGUAGCAGGUGUAAGCAGGUAGGUCACAACAAGCUUACUUGUAAGGUGCCUUCUACUAGUCAGACACAUGUAGCUCAACCAUCUGUACCACAAGCACCAUCUGUACCACAAGCACCAGUGCCUUCUCAACCAUCUCAAGCAUCUGUACCAGUGCCUUCUCAACCAUCUCAAGCAUCUGUACCAGUUCCUUCUCAACCAUCUCAAGCAUCUGUACCAGUUCCUUCUCAACCAUCUCAAGCAUCUGUACCAGUGGCAUCAUCUGUACCAGUGGCAUAUGUACCAGUGGCAUCUCAAGCAUCUAAGUCAGUUCCUGGUCAAGGUUCUCAGGCAUCUCAAUCUAAAUCAUCCAAAAAGUUGUCAGUUAGAAGGCCAAAUGCACCAUUUGUCCCAUCUCAAGCAUCUAAGUCAGUUCCUGGUCAAGCUUCUCAGCCAUCUCAAUCUAAAUCAUCCAAAAAGUUGUCAGUUCGAAGGCCAAAUGCACCAUUUGUCCCACCAGGUCCAACAACGAGGUUAAAGGCAUCAAUAACUGUUGUAGGUCCAACAACAAGAAGGACAACACCAACUAAAAGAGCAGCACCAAAGUGGAAACCUUAG